UUUUCAAAUCGUAGCUGACGGAGCUGUCAAAACAUACACGGGAGCAGCGAGUGACUGUGUUUUAGGCUGACGCCAUGAGGACGAGUGAGUUUGACUCCUCAUCUGAGGACGAGGAGGUCGGAGAGGAGCAGCUGACGCCCUUCCACAUUUCCUGGUUGCCUCUGUCCGUGGUGGAGUGCUCACAGUUUCUUGGGAUAUGUGCACUACCAGGUUGCAAAUACAAAGAGAUCCGCAGGAGUCUGCAAAGAGACGUUGAGGAGCUCCAGAACCAGGGGGUACAAGAUGUGUUUGUUUUCUGCACCAGGGGGGAACUUAACAAGUACAGGGUUCCCUCCCUGCUGGAGGUCUACCAACAACGAGGCUUCACAGUUCACCACAUGCCCUUCCCAGACGGAGACGCUCCUGAGCUGGAGCAGUGCUGCCAGAUCCUUGAGGAGCUGCAGGUCAGCCUCGAGAACAACAGGAGGACGCUGAUCCACUGUUUCGGAGGCCUGGGACGCUCAGGAUUAAUCGCUGCCUGUCUGCUGCUUCAGCUCUCUUCAACAAUGACAGCAAACAAAGCAAUCGAAAUCCUCAGGGAGCACAGAGGAGGAGGGGCGAUACAAACGGUGAAGCAAUACAACUUCCUCCACGACUUUCAAGAAAGGUACGCAGCGUAUCAGCAGAGCAGAGAAGUUUCCACAGAGCGCUCAGUGUCUCGGUGAUCACCGCUCCUCACAUCACGAGCUGUGAAAUGAUUGAUUGCUUCAGCCUUUGCUCUUAUGCCACUGAUUCUCCUUUGAUUGUGUGUGUGUGAGAGAUAUAAUUGUAUUCUCUAAUGAUUGCACUUUAACAGAAUACUCUAAUAUAUUGCUUUUUCUCAUCCUCAUUAUAAUUGAAUAAACACUUAAUGAGGAAAUCCUGUUGUGUUGGCAGUGAGUUGAAAAUGUUGUGGUGUUUUAUGUUUAGAAUAAUGGAAGUUUCUGUUUAUAAUUGUUGAGGCUAUCAAAUGAAGUGCAACCAGACUUUUGUAUGAAAUACUUUGCUUGAAAAGUGACUUUAACUUGACUUUGUAAACCUCACUUGAAUCAAUAUCACAAGAGCUAUAUUGAAAUGUGCUUAUUGAUAGUGUGAUAUUGAGUCAAGGGAGAUUUAAUGAAAGUGAGUUUUCAUGACGGUGAACUGUUUCACAGUUUUCCAUCAAACAUCCUGACUAAUUUUCCAUUGUUUUUAAUUUAAUUGUUUUGCCGGGAAUAAUUAACUCGGACAACAGAGUUUUAUGUCAUCACGAUACAUCAGGGUUCUUCUCUAAAUCUGUUGAACUGCAAACCUCUGCUGCUGCUAUUUCUCAAUCAUGUCUUUCACAUAGUGUCACGUGUAACUGCUUUGUCCAGCAAAAUUCCCUUGAGCAAGGCAUAGCAGCGUGCUCACUAAUGUUAGACAGCAACUUUGAUAGGACAACUUUGACAUUCCUGAUCAACCCUGUAUAUUUCUGUUGAAGUGCAUUUGUAAAAUGAGCCCUCAUUUUAGCAAAUGUGAUUUAACCUCAAACUAUUUGAGAUUUCAAGAUCAUUAAGUCUAUGUCCCACAUGAAAGAAAAUCCUUAUUUGUCCAUUUUUGCCUUAUGUUCUUAUUUCCUUUAAAAUAUGUAAUAUAUAUAAAUAUAUACAUAGGGUUAGGGUUAAUAUAUCUAGAUAAAUAGAUAUAUCUAAAAUAACAUUCCAGUCCAUAUUAAGAG
Messenger RNA from Toxotes jaculatrix (banded archerfish), 1717 nucleotides. RefSeq names its product cyclin-dependent kinase inhibitor 3 (gene cdkn3). Gene Ontology annotation, molecular function: protein tyrosine phosphatase activity. Gene Ontology annotation, cellular component: nucleus. NCBI's taxonomy places the organism in Eukaryota, Metazoa, Chordata, Actinopteri, Toxotidae. Gene Ontology annotation, biological process: protein dephosphorylation. The transcript has 8 exons. Bases 75 to 704 code for a protein of 209 amino acids. The record is from RefSeq and is a predicted model, not a curated record.